AAGCGUAUUAAGGAAAGAAGCCCAGAAAUGCAAAGCGGUGGCUUUUAUGUCUAGGUAAAACAUUGAGCCAAUCCCCUCAUUCGAGGAGAAAAGGUAGGAAGCUCGUUCACCGAUAAAGCAUGCUGCAUUGCGUGACACUUGCCGCGAUGGCGUCUACGUCUAACCCGAGCACGCCAAAGAAGUCGGCCGUAUUGGAUGGUACAGUAAGGAUUAUUGCUGCUAUCUGCUGCUACCUACUCCUCUCUCUACUCACCACGCGCCGCAUUCGAAGUUCGGGCAGGGUAGCGAUCACGCCAUCCUAUACUAUCUGCACGUAACAGGCGUCUGUAUGGCCACACAGCGCUCCUCAAGUUCGCAACCCCAGAACCCCUCUUGUUCCCGGCAGGCUUCCGAUAUGUAUUACAUCGGCUAGGAAUGCUUUAAAGCGAAUAGCAUCCAUGUUGUCCUGUAAAAGGAUGGAUACCCCGUCUUAUUGCUCCUGCACAAUUACUUGCAGGAUUUGAUAAAGACACAGCGAAUAGAUAUAAAUAUAAAUCAGAUAUAUACCUAUAUAACGUAAGAUUUAUUUAUUUUAUCCAGGCUGACCCGAAAUGCCGUCCGCCGUUGUGCCCGACCGACCGCUUCCGGUCUACUUCAUCGGACAUGCCGGGGUGGGCCUCCUGUUCAGAGAAUCGCCGCACAACCGGAUCGUCCAGGAUAACCUCCGUGCCGUCGGCGAGGAGAUCCGCGCGAUAUCACCCCGGCCGAAGGCUAUCCUUACGUUUAGCGGACACUUUGAAGCUGGGGAGAUUCACGGACCCGGAGUAAUAGAAGUCAAUGUGAAGAAAGGAACAUAUAUCAUGCAUGACUUCGUCAACGAUUUUCACGAUUCAGCGCCGUUCGUCUACGAGUACGACUGGCCGCACCAAGACGCACCCGAGCUGGCAACGGAAGUGUGGAGGCACCUAACGAAGUCCGGGAUCAAGGCUAAGCGGGUGGAACGCGGUGUCGAUCACGGCGUCUGGGUCCCCUUCAAGCUCAUGUUUCCGACCGAAACCCCGCUCGACGUUCCCGUAGUCCAAGUCUCUACGUUCUACGGCUAUGAUCUAGAGAGUCAGAUUCGGCUGGGAGAGGCCGUCGCAUCGCUCCGCGUCUCUUUCCAACGACACAGUACCGAGGGGUAUCUCAUCGUCGCCUCCGGCAUGGCCGUGCACUCAUUCCCCUCCAUCGCGGAGAUAAGGGACGCACCAUCCAACGAAACAAGGGAGCUCGCGCGGCAGAAAGUCCUGAAGGAGUCGCGAGAUUUCGACGCGCAUCUCCGGGCAGCGGUGGCGAAGCGCGAUGCCGCGGAGCGCAGAGAGGCGCUGCUACAGCUGGAGUCGCUGCCGGAGUUCCGCCGCUCGCAUCCGACUGUGGAACACUUUACGCCGCUCCUCGUGGCUGCUGGGGCGGCGGGAGAUGCUGAGGAUGUUGUGCCGUUGGGCGUUGAUGUGGUUGAGCCUGGCAUGUCGUAUUUGAACGUACGAUUUGCAUAG
Molecule: messenger RNA, 1514 nt
Organism: Daldinia vernicosa
Lineage: Eukaryota; Fungi; Ascomycota; Sordariomycetes; Xylariales; Hypoxylaceae
Product: Extradiol ring-cleavage dioxygenase, class III enzyme, subunit B
Exons: 4
Coding region: 591-1514 (307 amino acids)
Molecular function (GO): zinc ion binding; oxidoreductase activity, acting on single donors with incorporation of molecular oxygen; ferrous iron binding
Source: RefSeq, a predicted model, not a curated record